Messenger RNA from Lineus longissimus, 3628 nucleotides. Its product is annotated as mucin-5AC-like. The record is from RefSeq and is a predicted model, not a curated record. Lineage: Eukaryota; Metazoa; Nemertea; Pilidiophora; Heteronemertea; Lineidae. Bases 2368 to 3609 code for a protein of 413 amino acids. The transcript has 8 exons.
UUUGAAUCAUGAGAUUUUAGUCAGGUAUACCAAAUACAUGCCACCAUUGCUGGAAAAACCUUCAUAUUUUGAACCACAACAUCUUGACUGGAUAAAUGGUGGUGGAUUAAGGAAGUUGACUUUCAUUUUUACAAAUGGCUGAACCAGGGGGAACAUUUGCAGGCGGUACAGAAGGUAAUAUCACCAGAGAGGGGCCUGCCAGAGAGACGGACAACAAAGGUGUCAUCAUUGGUUCGACUAUUGGAGGUUUGGUCUUCCUUGCCCUCAUUAUUGUAGCCAUUGUCCUACUGGUGAGAAGAUAUGGACGGCCUACUAAGAGGCAUCUAAAGAGAGCUAUGCAGGGUGUUGAAAACAACGCUUCCCUUCACUCCCUCUAUCGGCAGCCAGCAUUCGCCCAUCCGCAUACACGAGUAAUAGAGAGCAUAACACUUGAAACAAUAGAAGUUGAGAAACCGAAACUGAAAACCAUUGAGGCAUACUAUUCUGCCUCUAAUGAAGCAGUAGAGUUUGGUGAGGUUGAUGCUAGUGUGUAUCAAGAUCCGAUGCUAAACCUGGCACUAGCACAAGGGCGUUCCACAAAUAGCGAACAGGUAGUGCAAGAAGAAGACACAUGUAUUGAUCGAACUUAUCUGAAAAGUAGUUCCAAGAAUGACAAUCUGGCCAUGGGUAAGACGACUCAGAUUGAGGACUAUGCCUAUGUUGGCCCUGGUGACCUUGAAAUGAUUAGUUCUGGUCUCCCAGAGGAAAGAACUGCAAUAACCCAAGCUGAUGUUCCAGAAGAUAACGUGGCAAAUUCCCAUGAAAAUGAAGAAUAUUUUGUACCAGGGGACAAUCAACCAUGCUUAGAAGGCAUCUCUUCCGAAACGAACAGGAAUAUUAACCCUGCUUUUGCUGGAGAUGAGGAUGAUGAAAUGAACAAUGUGAGGCUAAGCAGUGAAACAAAUAAAGGGACUUACGAAAGCCUUCACCCUGACAGUAGUGAGAAAACCAUUCACAUGGACCUGGGAAAGGAUGCUGGCAUAAGUGCCAGUGAUAUUAGCGUUUAUGGACAGGAUUCCGAGACUGAAAAUAAAGGACCUGAAGAUGACACUUUAUACUCUUUGGCAAAUGAUCCUGGAAAGGAGAAUCUCGUGGAAAAUGUGAAUGGCAAUGAGCACAGUGAUCCCAAGUCAAAGGACAAAAUUGAUGUCUCACCUGAAAAAGAGCCUCAAUAGAACAUCUACAGCCCACUUAAUGAUUAAAACAAUUUGGAACCAGCAAGACAGGUGGUGCUAUUAGAGCUGGGCAAUGCUCAUGAUAUCAGUUGUGUCCUAACAAUCGUAUUUACAUAGUACAUUUACAUUCAGCUUCUGCUUUCGAUAGUAUUGCUAGGAUAUUUUUGAUUAUUAUGUAACUCUGUAAAUAGUUUUUGUCCUGGAGAAGCCAGCUAUCGAAGUGAAUCACCGUCACUGACAACAAUGAACAUGUCUGGAAUCAAGUGGAGGUUGCCAUUUUCUCAAUGCUCUCAACUUCCACUUGAAACUCACGAUCAAAACCUGCAUAGGGAAGGCUCUGAGUUCAUGCAGCAGAUUUUGUACCGGGUAAUCAGAUAUUGUGUUGUCGUUCCAAGAUGUACCAAAUUGUGUUCAAGAGUUUCAACAUGUUCCAAAUGAUGCUUGAACUUUCAAUUUUAGGUCAAAGUAUGCUGGCCACUUCAAAUAUUCACAGGGGACACCUACUCAAGUCUAUGUAUCACAGCUGAACAAUUCACAUAUAACUCAUAUAUUUUGGUCAAUACGGUACUUGAAAUCACAUUCUUUUUGCAACUCAACACGGGGCAAAUUAGUGGGUAGUACAUUAUGGCUGCAAAAGCUCCACAGGAGCUGAUCGGUAUUUUCAGUUUCAGUUAACGUUGAAUUUCUUAGUAUUUUGAACUAGUGCUCUUGAGGAAUAGGGCUUACUUCACCACAGCUUUACAGAUGGAACACUGACAGAUCAAUUACUUGGUGUAUAUUAUCAAAACAUAAUAUUAUGGAUGUGUAUUGAGUCAAAUUCUUCAGAGAGAUCAACGAUCGUAAUGUCGAAAUAAGAGGAUACUUGCAAGUGCGAGAGUUGAAAACUUUGGAAAACCAACUUUGGGCAGUUUUUUCUCCAGGAUUAUUUCUGUUCAGAACUUUUAUUGAACUGGUCUUUAAAUUGUCACUGAUUUGUGUCAGAAAUAUAAGUUUAUCACACACUGCAGCCUAGCCUAUUAUAUCUGAAUCAAUCAAUGCGUUAUAAUGGAUCAUACCCUGUGGUGAAAAUAAGUGGCGUGAACUACAUCGAUACAAUAACGGCAACAAGCACCCGAUUUGGGAUGUGGAUACCUUAUUACUUGAGUCAGGAAAUAUGGAACUACUCUUCUUGACUAUACUCCUUUUUCUGGACUUAACAGGAGCUGAGAUACUCAGGGAUGUAGGUUGUUCAGGGCAAACCAUUAUUGUAAGCUGCAACAAUGACCAAAUUGUUCGGAUAAUUACUGCCAACUAUUACCAGAAGAAGGCCAAACCAAGUUGGAAAUGUCGUCAGUCAGCCUACUACGCUGCGUUAACAGCGCUAGAUGACGCUGUCCCACAAUGCAACAGCAAGCCCAGCUGUGCGAUUUUGGUGCCAAUGUGGCUGGUUGGAGUGUGGCAGGGACAGAACUACAUGGAGAUUGAGUACGAGUGUAUACCAAAACUACCUGUUUUUGAUCUCUGCACUGACAUUACGAAGCCAGCAGCAGCAUCUGGUUACAUCAUCACCCCUGGUUACCCGAGUGUUGUCCAUGGCAACACUGAGCUCCUGGAAUGUCGCUGCAAGCUCGCCUCAAACAAGGAUAUCAGUAUCAAACAACUUGAAGGGAGCCUCCCAGGAGAAAACUUCCUUUGUAAUAAAUACAAGACCAAGACAGAUACAAAUAGCACGACUACAAUGAUGUGUGAUAGUGCCAUUGAUGAUGUGUGGGGGGCGCUACACGUUGAGGUAGUCAUGCUGCUGAAGCAGGCCGAUGGGAAGGGGAAGACUUGGAAAGAAUUUUCAGGAAAAUCAGGAGCAUCUCUGAACGUUACCUGCGAAAGAGUAAAGAUACCAACGACGACAACCACCACUACCACUACUACUAGUGUCGCAACUACAAGACUAACCACCACAACGAAAAAACCUACCACCACAAAAAGGACCACAACAACAUCCACAACAUCUACAACCAUCACAACAACAACACCAAAACCCAAGGCAACAACAAUACAAGUGUCCCUAGUCCCAGUAAUACAGAAUAAGAUGGCAUCCUCAACAUCACCUCCAGAAAACGCAAGUCACUAUGACGAAACAACAGAGUCAAAGACUGGAUGGGAAAUUCAACCCUCCAAGCCGAGGGACACGAAACUAACUCAACAGACAGAGUCAACCAGCACAUUUGUGCCAGCAGCUACUGCAGGAAAUGGCAAAUCUCGUUUUGGUGACAGUGCUUGGAGUGGUUCUCCCCAUUAUCUUCAUCGGAGCAGCAAUUAUGACAUGGUGCCUACUGAACAGACGAAAAAAAGAACGAAGGGACAAAACCAGAAAAUUGUCGAGGGUGCCACUCGGCACUCAAACAAGCGACCUAAGUGAGGAGCGGGGCUUAGAUCCA